Molecule: messenger RNA, 904 nt
Organism: Rhea pennata
Lineage: Eukaryota; Metazoa; Chordata; Aves; Rheiformes; Rheidae
Gene: HMGN1
Product: high mobility group nucleosome binding domain 1
Exons: 6
Coding region: 148-456 (102 amino acids)
Biological process (GO): chromatin organization
Cellular component (GO): nucleus; chromatin
Molecular function (GO): nucleosomal DNA binding
Source: RefSeq, a predicted model, not a curated record
GGAAGCGGUUUCCCUGCGCAGCGAGGCUCGCUCGCAGGCAGCCGCAGCGGCUCGCCGCGAGAGACCGAGCCCGCGCGGGAGCCGCCGCAGCUCCGGGGCGGGGGGUGGUGGUGGUGGCGGCGGCUCGCAGCCGCCGUGCGCUGUGCCAUGCCGAAGAGAAAGGUGACGGCGGCAGAGGCGGAGGCCGGUGAGGAGCCGAAGAGGAGAUCCGCGCGGCUCUCCGCGAAACCUGCUCCUGCCAAAGCAGAACAGAAACCAAAAAAGUCAACAGUGAAGGAUAAAUCUGAGGACAAGAAAGCUCAAUCAAAAGGGAAAAAGGGGCCUAAAGGAAAACAGACAGAAGAGACAAACCAAGAACAGACAAAAGACAACUUGCCUGCAGAAAAUGGAGAAACGAAAAGUGAAGAGAUCCCAGCAUCUGACGCAGCAGUAGAGAAAGAAGCUAAGUCUGAAUAACAUCUUGUACCAGCUCUUUAAUUGGUGGUCCUUAUAUCUUUCUUGUACAAUUCAGAGGAUUAUUUUUAUCAACUAUUUUGUAAAUGCAAGUUUUUUAGUAGUUCUAGAAAACACAUUUUUAAAAAGGAAAAAAAAAAGAAUCCCAACUAAACCCAUUUUUUUAUAUUUAGAUAAUUGUAAAUGCUUUUUUAAAGUGGUAAAAUCAUGUACUGGUUGUCUGUUUUCUAUGAAACCAGAAAUCAAAGGAAUGUUGACGGCUUCGAAGGCUUGAUUAGACUUCACGUUCCAUAGAGUGAGGGACAGUUUUUCUAUCCUAUUAAAUGAAGCAUAACAGAUCAAACUUUGGAAUUCAUGAUGUGUUUAAAACGUUUUAACAUUGUAGUUAUUUAUCUAUGAUUGUACCAUCAGUAGAAUUGCUUACCUAAUAAAACUGCUCCCUAGUGUUGGA